AUGGAGACCAUUCUUGCUCUAAGCGUCUCCAAUGACGCCCGCGGGGCCUCAUUCAAACUGGCACAUCAAUUUUGGUUCUCAUCCUCCGGCUACAUUCCACCGGGGGCUGGUGGAUCAUCCAAUAGCAAAUCCGCACAGACUGACGAGGAGAAGCAGAGAGAGCGCCAGAGAAAUGAGAGAGAGCAGCAAAAUGCUCAGUUAGAGGCGCAAAAUCUCAAAAGAGAGCGCGAUGCUCGCGAGGCGAGACAAUUGGACCUAGAAAUCCGACGUCAGCAGGAGAGAGAAGCUCGCCAGGCGGCUCAUUUGGAAUCCGCCCGCAAGAAGGAACACGAGAAUCAAAAGGGUCAGAAUCAAAAUCAGCAAUCAUCAUCGCAGGUCCAUACACAGAUACCACAGACAGCCAGGGCUGUGGAUCGUGGCACGGGGCCAAGAGCCACGGCAUCCUGCGAGAGAACACUGCCAGCCGACCUCAAACCCAGCAAGACGCACUCCACCGAGAGGAAGUCACAGACUCCACCAGAUCGAACUGCAUCCUCAUCGGGUGCAGACCAACGGGAUAGGAGUGACGGUCUCACGAGUGGAAGCAAGGAACGAACCAGCACGACCCCAUCACCGCAAACUGUGACAGCAGCAGCUCCCACUCAUGUGGCGGCUGCAACAAUUCCAGCAGCCGCAGCAUCCAUCGGAAUCCUUGCCCUGCGUGAUGACUCCACGGAGAGUGAUCAGUCACUAACGUACUCCCAGUCUCAAUCCGAGACAAUCCAUCGAUUGAUGUAAGUACCAUCAAGAAUGAUAACCCCACCCCCCUGGAGACUCACAACACGGUCAAUAUGCCCCAUACCCAGCCCUGUAAACCCCUACCGUCCAUCAAAACUGCCCUCAAAGUUCCCCAGGUGAAAAUUAAAAGUGUGACAACGUGAGAAAGAGGCCCAAGACUGCGAUAACUCUAAGGCAAAAGCCCCUGAACUUGCCAAGCUUUUUUCCGUAGCACCCUGUGAACCAAAAGCUCAGCCUGUCCUGCUCCAUCCAAGGCAUUACAUAAUAGUGAGGGAAGUGUUGAUUGUAACGUGACUACCGCAGUGCAGAUGUAGGGUGAUUCCUGUGACGUCUAUACACAAGUGCUUCAAUCCCACUUCUGAGCUUGUCAAAAAAAAUUCACCAAUGCUCAAAAUUUCCGAGGCAAAGCUCUCACACUUUCCCAAUUUAAACGAGCUUAAAAAUUUCCCAUCCCUGCUCUAAGGAAAAAAAAAGCUUCUGUCGGAUGGUCAAACAAAGGAAUAUCUUUCCUUCCACCCCAAAAAUUGCAUUUGAUGCGCAACUGUGGUAAAAAUAUUAGUCCCUCUCUUUCUCACUUGGACUCUUUUUUACCCCAUAAAACUAGGGAAAUAUCGCAAUGCAGUUUUCUUCUCACUUUUCAUCAGCAUUUGACCACCACUACACAUUGUGUACAUCAUCUUGUAUUCCAAACAUUUGCUUCCAGCAAAGGAAAUAACAAGACCUUUUUAUUGCACUUUUGCUCUAUUUCUCUAUUUUGUGAAAAUGUUGCUUGAUUCUCAAUUUCCUCAACCCUAUCCCCAUGCUCGCCCCCUCCCCUCCAGAACACAUAAAUUGUAGCAUAUUUCUUCUCAAUUUUCCACUCAACACAUUUCACGAUGAAGACGCCUGGAACCCAUCAUCACAAAUAAACUUUCAGGCAAUUUUUGGAGUGUGAUGAAUGUCUAAAGAUUACCAUCUCGUGUACAAGGCAAAAAAAGCUCCCUUCCCAGGGAAAAGCACAUUGGUGCGUGAAGUGUUUGAAAUAAAAACCCUCUAUAAAGUUAGGGAGAGGGAGGGUUUACCAUAAAGAACUAUGUCCUUGUUAUAGAAGGCAAAAAGAACCCAAAAUUCAGUAACUUCAUCUCAAUACUCCCUUUUCUCUUGACGAAAAUUGAAUGGCAAGUUGUACAACUUUUCGCAUCACAAACACUCUUCAACAUUAUUCACACAUGCUGUGCUCAUUGAAAUAUGGGCGGAAUAUUCCUCUGGAUUGAGCCACAAUCUUCAAUCCAUCUCGGGGAGAAUGUCUUUCUGUGGUGCCUGUGGCUGAGAAGUGGAACAGCAUCACUUUCUGCAUACGUCACACAUUUCAGGGGUCAAUAACUCCCUUAUCAAAUGCUUCUUGAUGCCACUUGGAAAAUAGUUCAUGAGACUUUUGCCACAAUGGAGAAAAAAAGUUGAUAAUUGGAUAUCUGAAACAUCUCAAGUCAAAUUCAAAAAGAAUUUUGAAUUAAAGUUUUUGCAAUCCUCUCCGAAAAGUGCCAGAGAGAAGCCAAAGUUUGCAAACGAUUCAAUGAUUUUAGGAAGAAACACUAUUAGUUGGUUAGAAGAAUCAAAUCAUGAAUUUUGGUUUUCUAUUCACAAAGAAAAUAAACUUUUUUAUUAAGUCUGUGAGACUGGAGUCAAUCAAUAUAAUUUCU
Phlebotomus papatasi is the source of this 2456-nucleotide messenger RNA. Its product is annotated as brain acid soluble protein 1-like. Lineage: Eukaryota; Metazoa; Arthropoda; Insecta; Diptera; Psychodidae. The record is from RefSeq and is a predicted model, not a curated record. The coding region runs from base 1 to 777 and encodes 258 amino acids. The transcript has 5 exons.